This is a messenger RNA of Entamoeba invadens IP1, 618 nucleotides long. RefSeq lists its product as hypothetical. Lineage: Eukaryota; Evosea; Mastigamoebida; Endamoebidae. Bases 1 to 618 code for a protein of 205 amino acids. The transcript has a single exon. The record is from RefSeq and is a predicted model, not a curated record.
AUGGAGGACAAAACGGGCGACACGAAGUUGAUUGAAAUUCCACUGGACAAGUCGGAGGAAGUUCCAGCAAAGACGCACUCCCCCGUUCAAGCCGCUGCGAUUGGUACUCACGUUGAUAUUAAUAAAGAACCCCCCUCGGAGGUGGACAUCUCGUUUCUCCCAUCUGCAAUAACAAAGGAAAUAGGAGGGGAAGAAAGACACUACAAAUGGAAACGUAAAGACGGCGGAGAGAUAAGAGACCACAUAUUGAGUACUAGCGAGUUUCUGAAAGACAUCAUCGACUAUUUAAAACUGCACGAACCAAAGAAAGAACCACUGCGAAAGAUGUCCGUCACCGACCGCCGGAGCGUUCGGAUGCCAAGAAGCUGCCAAAGUUAUUUGGCUUCAACGGAGGAGGACAGAAGCACAAGGUCAUCGGAGACACGAAGAAUUAAUAAGGAGAAGAAACCACGUCGGGAGAUUUAUAACGAAAUCACAGCUAUUAAACAGCCAAUGCAAGACACACUGAUCCAAAUAGUGAAAACUAUGAACGGAUUCUCAGAGAGCGAAGCAGACGCCGUGUUGGAGUUUGUCAGAAAUAUGUCGCCGAAGCCUAAGGAAGACCAAGUUCUUAUUUAA